Vicia villosa (hairy vetch) is the source of this 722-nucleotide messenger RNA. RefSeq lists its product as uncharacterized. The record is from RefSeq and is a predicted model, not a curated record. NCBI's taxonomy places the organism in Eukaryota, Viridiplantae, Streptophyta, Magnoliopsida, Fabales, Fabaceae. The transcript has 2 exons. Bases 77 to 721 code for a protein of 214 amino acids.
AAACCGUUGAAACAUUUUUUUAUGCACUUCCAUAGUUCCAUUAUUUUCAGAAAAUAAUAACCAAGAGUUAACUGCUAUGGAGGUUGAGUUGGGUCUCAAGAUCACAAGAACAAAAGAUGACAGCACUACCAUUUCAGAUUUUCAGUUUGCCAAAGAUAAAGCAGGUCCUGUUUUCUUCUCUAAAGAAACCGAUUCAAUUUUCACCCUCACAGCACAUCUCAAAGGUUAUAAGAAAGAGAACAUUGACAUCAGUAUUAACAAAGACGGUACAAAGAUUUCAGUGAGUGGUGAAAAGGAGGUGCAAGAAAUGCAAAUGAUACCAUUCAAGAAAGAGGUGAAAAUAAAAGGGUUUAGAAAGAAGUUUGAGAUCCCUAAUGGAGUUAUUUUGGAUAAGAUCAAGGCUAAGUAUAACGAAGAUGAGGGACUGUUGACAAUAGUGAUGCCGAAAAUUGCAAAAGGUGUAUCAUGUGGGGUGGGAAUAGAAGAAGUAAAGGAAGACGAGGGUGCAAAUAGCAUUGUAUCAGAACCAGAACCGGAGCAAAUUGUAGCAGAAGAAGAAAAGGUUUUAGAGCAUAAGAGUGAAGAGGAAAAUGCUCCAGUGAAGAAGAGACGUUCUAAAAAACCAUGGCAACCUUGUCCUCCUUUGGUUUUUGGAGGAUCAACUUUGCUUGCAUCUAUUAUCUUUCUUGUAUGGCACUAUAUAAGAGUGAGAAAGAGUUGAU